AUGCAUGUUGACAAAAAAACUCAAAAGUAUGACCGUCAACUUCGUUUAUGGCAUGCAAGUGGUCAAACAGCUUUAGAAACUGCUAAAGUAUGUCUCAUUAAUGGUACAGCUACAGGCUGCGAAAUUCUAAAAGACUUGGUUUUACCUGGCAUUGGGUCCUUUACAGUGGUCGACGAUAAAAUUGUUGAUGGCUCUGACGUUGGGAACACAUUUUUCUUAGUUCCUGACAGUAUAGGUAAAAGUAGAGCUCAAGCCGUUACAGAAUUUUUGCAAGAACUAAAUGAAGAUGUUAAGGGAUUUCAUUUUUCUGAGAAUCCGAUUGCUCUUAUUGAGAAUCAACCAGAGUAUUUCUUGCAAUUUUCUAUCGUGAUCACUACAAAUAUUCCCGAAAAACCUUUACUUAAGUUAGCGGAUACUCUGUGGAAUGCAAAAAUUCCUCUCGUUGUCUUACGCACCGUUGGAUUCAUAGGAUAUUUUCGAAUUGCUUUACCAGAACAUACGAAUGUUCCUUUUCUAUCUCUUGAACAAUAUGUCAAAACAUUUAAUUUCGAUACAUUAGAUAGUAUGGAUCACGGACAUAUUCCUUAUGUAGUGAUCCUUUUGAAAUAUCUUGAACAAUGGAAACAAGACCAUGACGGUAAAUUACCUAGCACUUCUGCAGAAAGGAACGAAUUCAAGCAACUAAUCCAAAGUGGUAAACGCAAUGCUGACGAAGAAAACUUUGACGAAGCGUUGUCAAGUGCAUGGAGGGCUUGUACUGUCACUAAGGUACCUCGUCAAGUCGAAGAAAUCUUUAAAGAUUCAUCAUGCGAGAACAUAACGUCCGAGUCAUCAAAUUUCUGGAUUAUAGUUCGAGCUAUCCGUGAGUUUGUAGCAAAUGAAGGUCAAGGCUUGCUUCCAUUAGCGGGAAGUGUACCGGAUAUGAAGGCUUACACUUCUGGAUAUGUUGCAAUGCAAAACAUCUAUCGUCAAAAAGCUAAAGAAGACAUAUCUAUUGUUCGUGCUCAUGUACAUGAUAUCUUAACUUCUAUUGGACGAUCAGUUGAUUCCAUUUCUGAUGACGAAAUAGAUAGUCGAUGGUUACGAGAUUCUCAAGAAAACAUCGUUAAUUACGUUCUUAUCAGAGCAAUGGAUCGAUUUUAUGAGUCUCAUAAUCGUUAUCCUGACGCCGCAACAUUUUUCCUUGAAGAUGAUGCAGAGGAAGCAAGUGAAGAGGCAAGGUCUGAAUUUAGUACUUUAAAAACUUAUGUCAACCUUUUAUUAGGUGAAUGGGAUAUAACGAAUUAUCCAGAACAUUUAGAUAAUCAUAUUCAUGAAAUUUGUCGAGCUGGUGGUUCAGAAUUAGCAAACAUCGCUUCUUUACUUGGGGGUAUGGUAUCGCAAGAAAUUAUCAAACUCAUCACCAGACAAUAUAUUCCUAUCAAUAAUUCAAUAGUGUUUGAUGGUAUAAGGUCAAUGUCUUCUUCAUAUAUAUUGUAG
Messenger RNA from Funneliformis mosseae, 1479 nucleotides. Lineage: Eukaryota; Fungi; Glomeromycota; Glomeromycetes; Glomerales; Glomeraceae. The record is from the annotation of a GenBank genome assembly.